Messenger RNA from Mya arenaria, 1400 nucleotides. RefSeq lists its product as uncharacterized. The transcript is spliced from 5 exons. The record is from RefSeq and is a predicted model, not a curated record. NCBI's taxonomy places the organism in Eukaryota, Metazoa, Mollusca, Bivalvia, Myida, Myidae. Gene Ontology annotation, cellular component: cytosol. Bases 97 to 903 code for a protein of 268 amino acids.
UUAAUCUGUGACUCAAUAUUACACAUAACAUCCUUGAAACCGAAAGUAGUAUUUUAUGGAAAUAUUACUUUGUAAGACUUCUUUACAUUCAUAAGGAUGACGUAUAUAGUUAAGAGUGUUCGUUAUAUUGCAUAUUUGAUGCUAUUGGCUUUAAGUAGUCAGACUAGCGUUUGUGAUGCUGGUAUAACAAAAACAUGCCCUCGGAGUGCCACCUUCUUAGUAUACUUGUUGGAUGACAGCGAAUAUAUGAGGGCUCCUGUGGGUUACCAAUCUGAAGAAACGCCUUUCUCUGAGUAUCUAUGGCAACAAACAACAUUGUAUCAACAACAGUCAUUGAAGUCAUACUUUGUCCAAGAGAUAAGCAAGGCAUCUCUGAAUCCAGUGGAUUUUGGCGCCUAUAUAAUUCAAGAUAAUUCCUACGUGUUCAACGCUGCUGAAAGUGUUGCAAUCGCUGCAUCAAACGCAACGGAUGCAAACUUGAAAGCGUUUCUUGAGGCAAGAUAUGUGUCAUACAAAAAGUAUUAUGAAGAGGCAUUCCGCACUUGGCACAUUGGAGAUGCAUCGGGGGUAAAACUGGGAAAGGAAUGUGCAGAUUAUGUCAACCACGAGCGCAAUGUAGCUCUGACCAUGCCUUCUAUUUACACCAUUGUGUCCAUGAUACCUUGCGCAAAGUUGUGGCCAUGGAUUGGAAAACAAAUCAAAGCUGAUACAGGAAACUUCGGCGUAUAUACAGAAUGGGUAAGAGAAAACUUCGACCCGAACAACCAUGGUUCCGACAAGUAUGAGACAAUGAUUAACAACGCGGCCGCCCAAGGACACAUUGACAAAUCCCAGGCACUAAAGGUGUAUAUGAACAGUAUGAUGGGGGAAGUAGAAUUCUUUAAUAGUAUAAGCUUAUACUAGGUUUAUGUGUCCGUAUCCUGCUACAGUGUAAAGAAAAAGAAAUUUACAAGUACAAAACCCAGUGGCCUAAAUUUAACCAAUAUUAUAUUUAAAGGGCAAACAAACACCAAAAAAGAGACACAACAGUUUAAUACAUAAAUCCAUAAACAACUAUCACCACAUCAUUGUUUUUUUGUUUAUGUAACCAUAUGUGUACGGUCAAUGAAAACUGGGUGCAAGGAAACUCACGUCAGGGCUUAAGCCAGUUUGUGAGCGCUCGACGACCUCACACAUGCCCCAGCAUGCAUCAGACAAUUCAUUUGCAAGGGUAUUUCCUGUUUGAUAUUGGGAAUUGUUGCGUGACUUUAUUUCAAACUUUGUUUGAUACGGGCCAUACAAACAUAUAUAUAUAUAACAAAGGUCUUGGUUUGAACCGCAUAUUGAAUUAACUAUCCUUCAGUUUGAAUGUAUCUAUCAUGUUUUCCACUGCAUUCAAUGGUGGAUAAAUAUUAAUGUAU